UUUUACCAUAUAUCUACCCAUUUUAUGUAUACAGCUAGCGCAUGUGUCUUUGCCUCUCUGCGUCUUCGAUGUGUUUGUUGGUGGUUUUGGUGAGCUUCUCAAUUUUGUGUAAAAUUCUAGCUUUCUGAACCAGUUUGGUUGCUAAAGAACAAUGACUGAAGAAAAAGAAGCAAAGGAGGAGGUGGCGCAGGAGUUUCGAAUUGACCCAGAGUCCGAGCUGCGUUUUGAAGUGGAAGGCAAGGAAAAAGUCACUGUGGAGUUAAAAUCUGGCCUGGCUGAGAUCUUCGGAGUUGAGCUUGUGAAGAACAAGAAGUUUGUGUUCGGAUCGGGAGCCAAGAUUGCCGUGUUUACGUGGCAUGGCUGCACCCUUGAAUUGUGUGGGAAGACCGAGGUUGCCUAUGUUGCCAAGGAGACGCCCAUGAUCUUCUAUGCCAACAUCCACGCAGUUCUGGAGCAGAUGCGACAGAAGUGCGAAGAGGACGACUCAAAGGGACCUACGGUCAUGGUGGUGGGCCCCACAGACGUGGGCAAGAGUUGUCUUUGUCGGAUUCUGCUCAACUAUGCGGUGCGCCAGGGCAGGAGACCAAUAUUCGUGGACCUCGACGUCGGGCAGGGUCACAUAUCUAUACCGGGAACCAUUGGAGCUCUGUUGGUGGAGCGCCCGGCAGAAGUGGAAGAGGGCUUCUCACAGCAGGCACCCCUGGUGUACCACUACGGCCACAGCAGCCCGGGGACCAAUGCCACCCUCUACAAUGUCCUAGUCUCGCGCCUUGCCGAAGUCAUAAACCUGCGCGCCGAGAGCAACAAAAAGGCCAGCGUGAGUGGCAUCAUCAUCAACACGUGCGGGUGGGUGAAAGGAGCCGGCUAUAAGGCGCUGACUCACGCGGCCCUUGCCUUUGAGGUGGAUGUGGUUCUGGUGUUGGACCAGGAAAGGCUGUACAACGAGCUGGCGAGAGACAUGCCCAGCUUCGUCAAAGUGGUCUUCACGCCAAAGUCUGGAGGGGUGGUGGAGCGGACCAAGUCGAUGCGGUCAGAAGCGAGGGACUCCCGCGUGAGGGAGUACUUCUACGGCCUCAAGACGCCUCUCUACCCACACUCUUUCGACGUCAAGUUUGCUGACGUGAAAAUCUACAAGAUUGGAGCCCCAUCCCUUCCCGAUUCCUGUAUGCCGCUUGGAAUGAAGGCUGAGGACAACUUCACAAAGCUGGUCCCAGUCCCAAUAGGUCCUAAUCUGCUUCACCACAUCCUGAGCGUCAGCUUUGCUGCUAGCAGCGAUGAAGACAUUCUUCAGACAAACGUUGCCGGGUUCAUCUGUGUAACUGAAGUGGACGUCGAGAGGCAGACGCUAACCGUGCUGUCACCACAGCCACGACCACUUCCCAAGGCGGUGCUCUUGCUGAGCGAAGUUCAGUUCAUGGACUCCCACUGAGGACACAAGUCACCGAGUCAUCGUGUAAAUAAAUCAUCCACCACCGUUCUAGACUUUUAGCUGCCGUAACUAAAGUAAAAACAAUGUUUUGUUGCUA
Ixodes scapularis (black-legged tick) is the source of this 1526-nucleotide messenger RNA. RefSeq names its product protein CLP1 homolog (gene cbc). Lineage: Eukaryota; Metazoa; Arthropoda; Arachnida; Ixodida; Ixodidae. Gene Ontology annotation, biological process: tRNA splicing, via endonucleolytic cleavage and ligation. The transcript is spliced from 13 exons. Gene Ontology annotation, cellular component: nucleus; mRNA cleavage factor complex. Bases 152 to 1429 code for a protein of 425 amino acids. Gene Ontology annotation, molecular function: polynucleotide 5'-hydroxyl-kinase activity. The record is from RefSeq and is a predicted model, not a curated record.